Molecule: messenger RNA, 1784 nt
Organism: Cheilinus undulatus (humphead wrasse)
Lineage: Eukaryota; Metazoa; Chordata; Actinopteri; Labriformes; Labridae
Gene: mtg1
Product: mitochondrial ribosome-associated GTPase 1
Exons: 11
Coding region: 120-1097 (325 amino acids)
Cellular component (GO): mitochondrion
Molecular function (GO): GTPase activity; GTP binding
Source: RefSeq, a predicted model, not a curated record
CGAAGCACUAAGAGAACCGCAAGACGACUAGCUGGUCGUUCUAAUCGUGCUCGUUGCCUUCUGCUAAUGAAUAACAAAGUCAAGUAAAUCUAAUGUAAAUACUUACAGUAUCAGCAGUGAUGAAACUGUACCAGGCUCUCAGAAAUGUGACCAGGUUCAGAACCGUUUUUGACUUUGGCGGACGGGAUGUGGCUCACUGGUUCCCCGGACACAUGGCUAAAGGACUGAAGCAGAUGAGAGCCAGCCUGAAGAACGUGGACUGUAUUGUGGAGGUUCAUGAUGCCAGAAUCCCCCUCUCUGGAAGAAAUCCUGAGUUUCAUGACAGUUUAGGAGUCAAACCACAUCUGCUUGUGCUCAACAAAAUGGACCUAGCUGAUCUUUCCAAGAAGCAGGAUAUCCUGAGGAACCUUGAAAAACUUGGAGUGAGGCAUGUUCUCUUCACAGACUGUUUGAAACAGAGAGAUGACAACGUUAAAAGGCUGAUGCCAAAGGUUUUGGAAAUUAUUGGGAGAAACCCACGAUUCAACAGAGAGGAGAACGCAAAUCAUUGCCUUAUGGUGAUUGGGGUGCCUAAUGUGGGCAAGUCGUCUCUUAUCAACUCACUAAGAAGAACAAACCUUAAAAAAGGGCGUGCAUCUCGAGUAGGAGGGGAACCAGGAAUAACUAAAGCAGUUCUGACUAAAAUUCAGGUGUGUGAGCGACCCAUAAUGCACCUGUUGGACACACCUGGAGUCUUACCUCCUAGGAUUGAGAAUGUUGAAACUGGCAUGAAGCUGGCUUUAUGUGGAACUAUCCUGGACCAUUUAGUGGGUGAAGACAUUAUCGCAGACUACUUACUCUUUUCUCUAAACAGACUUGAGAAGUUCAGUUAUGUAGAGAGAUACAACCUUCAAGAGCCGAGUGAUGACAUUCAGCAUGUCCUGAAACGCAUCGCUGUAAAACUUGGAAAGACACAGCGGGUCAAAGCCAUCACUGGAGUAACAUUACUGUCACUGUGCCAAACUACACAGCAGCUGCUUAUGAUUUUAUACGAGCCUUCAGGAAAGGAGAACUGGGAAAAGUCAUGCUGGACUGAUGAAGGCAUUUUUUCUCAAUGAUAGCUGGACUGUUUCUGGGGUUUCUGUCAACUGCUAGAACUUAAAUUCCACUCUAAAGGUUCAUCAAGGGGAUUAAACCUCUUUGUCCUUGUGACAUUUUCAGGAAAGGUUUUUUUUUAAAUAAAUCAAUGGAAAUGUCACAAAAGCUCUGUAAACUUUGUAAAUAAAAUAAUUUAAGUGGAUUUAGUUUUUUUUUUCUCUCUGAGCUUUCAAAAUACAUGAGGCAAACAUCUGACAUGGUGUAAACAGGAAAUUUAUUAGCAUAAAGACAGAGAUAACAAAUUCUUUAAAUAUAUUAUUUACAUAGGUGUUUCAGAGUAUAACAGAGUGCACUUGUAGAUGUGGAACAGUCUGUUGCUCCUGAGUGUCUGCUGCAGGUAAAGAUCUUCUCUGGGACAAAAAGGACAGACUGUGGAAACCUAAAGAAACACGUUUUAGUGAGAGCAGCAGUUUGCUUUCUAGUGCCCUACUCAAUAUGAAGGGUUUUGUACAAUGGUCUGAGAAGACAAGAAAGUUAAAUUUCAAGUGUUAUAAGAGUUGAGUAAGUUGAAAUGAUUUUGAAAAAUGGUGUAAAAAUCUUGUGGAGAUUAAUUUUAAUGAGAACACAAGUGAUGGCCAUUAUAAAUUGUUCCUCACACCAAUAAAGAUCUUCAAAUCCACUCUUCAUGCAGAGUUUUGCAUAAAAUA